CAGGGGUCUUUCCCAUAGUGCAGUACCGCUGUUGUACACCAGACGAGCUCAACCCUCUCGGCAGACCAUCACAGAGGUAAAAGGGUGGAGUCUCUCCGACAUUGUUGGUCGCGGUCCAAACUACAGGGGGAAAACACCAAAAACCGUUUUGAUCAGAAACGUGUGAUCGAAAUAAAGGUGGUCCCCAUCCUCUCUUCCAACGCGGACAGUGUUAGAUUCUUUGAAGAACUUGUUGAACAUCUUGCAGAAUGGGGGCGUACGAGGAGAAGAAGGAGACAUGUGGGACCAUCUGCCUGAAGUACCUGCUCUUCACCUUCAAUUUCCUCUUCUGGCUGGCCGGGGGGGCUGUGAUGGCAGUGGGCAUCUGGACAAUAGCGGAGAAGAGUGACUACAUCAGCCUGCUGUCCUCCAGGAUCUAUGCUAUCUCUGCCUACAUCCUCAUCGUGGCCGGCAUCAUUGUCAUGAUCACCGGAGUACUGGGAUGCUGUGCCACCUUCAAGGAACAGAAGGGGCUUCUGAGGCUGUACUUUGCUUUGCUGCUCUUUAUUUUCCUGCUUGAAGUCCUGGCUGGUGUCUUGGCCUACGUCUACUACCAGCAGCUGAACACAGAACUAAAGGAAAACCUGAAGGAGACCAUGACGCAGAAAUACAACGUGAAAGGCGAUGAGCACGUCACAGAGGCCGUGAAUAAACUACAACAAGAGUUCAAAUGCUGUGGCAGCAACAGUUCUUCAGACUGGGUUGAGAGCAAUUGGAUCAAGACAGGGGAGGCUGAGGGCCGAGUGGUGCCCGACAGCUGCUGCAAGACCAUCACUGAUAAAUGCGGCAAGAGAGACCACCCCUCAAAUAUCUACAAGGUUGAGGGUGGCUGUAUAACAAAGCUAGAAAACUUCAUCCUGGACCAUCUAAAGAUCAUAGGUGCUGUUGGAGUGGGCAUAGCAUGUGUCCAAGUCAUCGGAAUGAUAUUCACGUGCUGCCUGUACCGGAGCCUAAAGGCUGAGCCUUACUAACGUGGAAGUAUGCAGAAGAAAGUCUCACCGUACAGCAUUUCAGAUGAAAUGGUGACUUCAGUGAAAACAGACAAACAUAGAACUGCAUUGACUACUGAAGAUAGCUAUAAUGGCAUUGUAAUGGUGAUGCAUACCCUGUGUUUUGAGCCAAUAACAUGUUUCAAAUGUUUAUGAGCUAAAUGCACGCACUGCCGUUCAUCAUUUCAUGUCUAUUUAGAUGUAUAAAAGCAAAUCGAAGACACUACGUAGUUGUACACUGAGUAGAUGAUAUACUUUUGCUACAGUAUAUUGUACCAGGAUACUUGCUGAAACAGAACAGGUAUAGCCUUUAGUUGGUACAAUUGUUGAAUCAGAAACAGUUGUCUCAAGCGCACGCCAUCUUGUUUUGUUGAGAAAAAUGCAUUUCAUCUGAACUCUUAAUUCCUGUUACUAUGCAAACUAUACACUCUGAUUUUAAUCUUUUUGUUUUUCUUAUUGUGCUUUUUUGUUGUUUUAAUAUUUCCCCAAUCGGUACUGUGGAACUUUUUUAUAUCAAGAAUUGAACUGAAGUGCCAAACUGAUUUCACUGUCAGUUUUUGUAUGUCUUCAAGGGAUACCACCAGACCAAAGUCUUAAACGUUAUCAAGCCUUAACCUCGGUCAGUUUCUACAUCACGGUAGCAUAUUCUGUGCUUACUCCCCUGUAUGUUUUGUGUGUAUCGUGUUAUGUCAGCAGAUGUUUAGCAGAAAUGAAGUUUUACAUAUACGUUGAUUAUUACCUUAGAGCUGAUGUAAUGUAUUUAUCAUGAUAUGAUCCUGUAUUAAACUUUAAAUACAAGGCUG
Engraulis encrasicolus (European anchovy) is the source of this 1831-nucleotide messenger RNA. Its product is annotated as CD151 antigen-like. Gene Ontology annotation, biological process: cell migration. The transcript is spliced from 8 exons. The record is from RefSeq and is a predicted model, not a curated record. Gene Ontology annotation, cellular component: plasma membrane. Lineage: Eukaryota; Metazoa; Chordata; Actinopteri; Clupeiformes; Engraulidae. The coding region runs from base 249 to 1010 and encodes 253 amino acids.